AGAUAAUCUUGACUCCGUCAACCUUUCAUGCACUGAGGCGCGCCACGUGCAUCCCUGUUGACUCUUCCGACAGCCUUGCGAGGGUCACAUGGUACAGACAGAAGCUCCAGGACAAACGAGCCUCAUCAUCAUCUGCCGAUCACAAGAUCCCUGGGACGGGCCCAAAUGGAGGGGAGUCUACAAAGAUGGGGGGUGGGGGGUGCAUUUUUUUUUGCUGUUAGGAAAUCAUAGCAUAACAUUUAUAAUCAUCUCAUAUGGGACGUUAUCUUCAUGUGGCAUAUCUGGCAAUCCAAAUGUUUCAUGAGAACACAGAUUGACGGUUUCAAAAAAAGUGUUACAAAAUCAUUAUUUGGUUUGUUCUGGGAUCAACAAGUGUUUGUUUUCUCCUCAAACCACCCCCACCCCCCUUCUUGGAUCUUCCCAUCUCCCUCCCUUGUGCUCAGUAACGCCUUUGUUUGGCUGAGCAUCCCUCACACUACAUGCCUUGACUGGAGACGGCGCCCUGUGGCAUCUCGUUGACUGAAGGCCAUGUACAUCUAACAUCCAAAGUUGGGCGCGAGCGAAAUAAAAAGAGUGUCCACUUGCGCCUGAAACCGGAGACCUUGGCGUCGUUACCUGAGCCGCUGAACGGAUGACUCUCCGAAGGCCAGCUGCUCACCUGCCGAUGGGCUGGAGGAGAUCCGGAGAUGAGUCCCGGUGCGAGACGCAGAGCUCCAAGGGGGAAAGUUUCUCCCGGUUCUCCCGACGAGCCGCUCGGCCUCAGAGCGCCAUCGAGGGCAGCCAGUUGGACGGCUGGAUUCAGCAACUCCACAGAAUGCAGGGCGACAACCAUAGGAGAGAACCAAGCCAUGAAAGACCGUACCGGACUCCCUCCUUCAGCGGGGUCUCGUCGUCCUGCGGCAAUUUGGCGAGAAGUUCUGCGGGCAGCCGGGAGUCCCUCCAAAGUGAGUUCUUUGUCCCCGUGGGGCGCUGGGGGAGUCUGGAAAGGGUUCAUAUUUCGCAGACGCCCAAAAAGGAGCAGUCCCAACUCAGUGAUGUUGCGCCGGUGAAAAGCGGGUGGCUCCCGAUUCAAGGAAGAGUGAUGAAGGAGGAAGAUUCGCAGGACCGAAGAAAAAAUGCUUCGCCGCACUCUGCUGCGCAGGUGAAACUGAAACAACCGAUCACGCCGACAUUUCAGAAGAGUCGAGGAGCAGUCAGCCUGCACCAAGGGGGCCAAGCGGAGAGGAGUCAGCGCGGGACGUGGCGGACCCCCGACCGGUCGUCACCUGUCAUCAAACAGGUGUUAGGCAAGCAAAGCUGCGCUGCUAAUGAGCAGGGAAGGACUGGAAUCUGGAAAGCACUGAGAAGAGGCUGGAAUAGUAACAGGGUGUCAGGGACUCGGUCCGGUCAACCCCCGACGGAGAUCCUUUCAGACCCACGUCAGGUUUCACCUCUCGUAAGAAAAACCAGAGUAGAAGAUCCUCCGCGGAGUCCUGUGAGAACUUUAGUCGAGUAUGGCCGACCUGACUCUGUGCAACAUGGGUACUGUAGUUCUCCUGACUCCCACAGGAAGCCAACCAGAGCCGAGGAACCCCCGAUAUGUUGUCCACUGACAACUUCCCCUCGGUACAAGGUGCCCGAUCCUUCCCGCGGGGCGAGUGGCGCUCCAUCCGCGACGCAGCCGUACAGGCGCCACAGCUUACAGCCGCAACACAUCCAGACCACGUCCACGCCCGCCACUCUCAUCCCCCGUACCAAAGUGGGAUUCUCAUCCAUCACCAUCUCCAGCCGGAAAGUCAGCCGCUCUGCCAGUCUGACCGCGUCAGACAGGCCUCAAACCGCCAACCCUCAGCCCGCCGAUCCCAUGGACCAGAGGAAGGCCACCAUCGUCAAAGUAACCGAGCAGAGGACCACCGUCAGCUCCGUCCCUGUGGUCCUACGGAGAAAGCCCACAAUCAUCAAAGUGAUCGAGCAUAAGGAGAGCUAUAGUCCAGGGACUCCGAGCAGGAACAGCUUCGGAGCGGAUCGCAAGGAAAACGAGACCUGGAGGCAACUGGAAAGUCCAACUCGUGUCGAGGCUGGAAGAACGUCUCCGGUACAAAAUGGUGAAUCUACUCCUGCUGAGUUUGCUGCACAAGAACCCAAGGGACCGGCUGUCAGGAAAUGGAGCUUGGGACUCCCUCAGGAGACCUUUCAGGAAACCCCAAAAAAAGACCACCGGGAGGCGUUUGCCGCCCGAUGGAGCUCAACUCCAUGCCUCACCCUCAUUCAAACUCCGGACCCUCACCAGUCUCCGGAGGAAGUCCUGGCCCUAAACGCGGCCGCCAUCAUCGCGAACAUCAAACUCCAGCGGCAGCUCAGUAAGAAGAAACCAGCACCCUGCGAUUUGGAGGGGGAUCCCGCCGCCUCCCCGCAGGGAGAUUCAGUCAGGGGACGGUGGGCACAGGCUCACAGCAACCUUCCAACCCGGGAUGAGCCUUGGUCUGACCCUGCACCUCCCACUCUUGACCUUCAAAAAUCCCGUCCCACUGUUUCUCUCCAGGAAGCCCUGCUGAAAUCCAAGCCGCGCUUCAUCGCUCGCUCGCAGGAGCGCGUGCAAAAGAUGGCGAGGAGGGCCCAGGAAAGGAAAGAGCGCUCCAGGGCAGGAGCCUCGCAAACGCUUGCCCGUCGUCCCCGCAGAGGAGCUCACCAACAGGCACGCUCCAUCAACGAUAAUCUGUCAAAAUCCAGAGAAGGAUCCAAGGAGCUCAAAUCAAAUCGGCCACUAACAGAAGUGAAGAAGCGAAAAGAGGAAGCAAAGAAGAAGAAGGAGGCCUGUUUGACCAACAGACAGCGCGUGGAGCUUUUCAAAAAGAAACUUUUGGAUCAGAUUCUUCACAGGAGCAGCAACUGAAUGGCAUCUGACGGGAUUUUCUAUCUAUGUACAUUUUUGUAUCAGCGAUUUUCAUUGUUGUUGCGUGGCAGAUGAUCAAAUCCUUGCCAACAAAUCAACCAUUGCUGUGCUCCCGUGGUGGUGCAAAGCAGACGGCCAUCCCGUGGCGGCGGUGCCAAGCUAUUAAGCGGCAAGAUGGCCGAAUGUGACCUCUCUGCCACAUUUUAAUGAAGAGCAACCGGUUAGAAUGGUGUCUUUGUCCCAGUGCACACUGGCUGUUUCUUACAGAGCUCAGCCAAAGUACACGAGUAUGUCUCAGAAGCACAGCUCAGAUAUUGAGACCAAAAAUGGACGAAAUCACUUUUCAGAUAAGUGCAAAAAUUAAGUGAAGACAGGCAUCGGACGAAUACUGGUCUAAAUCAAGGUUGAGUUCUAAUUUUUGACAUAGAUGGUGCGAUCCUUUAUUGCACUCAACACUUUUCCUGAUUCAUUCGUCUGACAUUGUGCCACUCUCAUUUCCAAGAUGGCCCCACCCAAGAAUCCGGCUUCAGCUCCCCAAAAGCAUGCCAGAAAGUCAGAGUCAGAGAUUCAAAGACUCAAAAAGGAAUUGAAGUAUUGUCGCAUCAGUCUGAGUGCUAAUGCAUCUGGAUGUUAGUAGGCUACUCUCCAUACCGAAAAAUACAAAAUUGUAAGUCAAGUCAUUAAGGUGGCACUGUCCAACUCAAGUUUAGUUCACUUAUUUGUUAUUCGUUGUAUAUGUAAACUAAUUCAUUAAAGAUAUUUUUCCUUGUCA
Hippocampus comes (tiger tail seahorse) is the source of this 3644-nucleotide messenger RNA. RefSeq names its product chromosome unknown C10orf90 homolog (gene cunh10orf90). Gene Ontology annotation, biological process: regulation of centriole replication. The transcript is spliced from 12 exons. The coding region runs from base 632 to 2872 and encodes 746 amino acids. NCBI's taxonomy places the organism in Eukaryota, Metazoa, Chordata, Actinopteri, Syngnathiformes, Syngnathidae. The record is from RefSeq and is a predicted model, not a curated record. Gene Ontology annotation, cellular component: centrosome; centriole; cytosol.